CAGGGACUGGUCGGCCUCAGAACCACAGGGACAUUGAUCAAAUAGACGAGCUGCUCGUCCUGUUGGAGGGGGACAAUCCCUUAGGAGGAGGGGCAGCAGUGAGAGGGUUGUGUGCAUGCAGACAGCCCCAGCAUCAGCCAUUCAGCUCACUCGUUGGAUUUGUGGACGGGGAAGGCGCCUCUCUGUUCCCCCAUUGACAAGAGCCCGGGCUGCUGCAUUCCCGCUCCGCGGCACAUGCCUGUGUAGUCGGGCCCCUGGGGACAGCUCUCACUCCGCCCGGCCUCGCCCCCUGUUCUCUCCUCAAUGCUAGAGAAGUUGAGACCCGCUGCGCCCCUGGAUAUGGCGGUCGGGAAGUCGGUGGCCUGGCUGAACGAGCAGCUGGAUCUGGCCAACGAGCGUCUCCUACUCAUGGACUGCAGGGCGCACGAACUGUACGAGUCGUCUCACAUUGAGGCGGCCAUCAACGUUGCCAUCCCGGGUAUCAUGCUGCGGCGCCUCAAGAAGGGCAACUUGCCCAUACGAUCGCUCUUUGCCUGCGGGGAGGACCGGGAGAAGUUCGCCCGCAGAUGUGGCACCGACACGGUUGUACUGUACGAUGAGAGCAGCUGCGACUGGAAUGAGAACACGGGCGGGGAGUCGGUGCUGGGGCUGCUCAUGAAGCGGCUGAAGGAUGAGGGCUGCAGGGCUUACUACCUGGAAGGUGGAUUCAAUAAGUUCCAGGCUGAGUAUCCUAUACAUUGUGAAACCAAUCUGGAUAGUUCCUGUGGCAGUAGCUCUCCACCGGUCCUUGGUUUGGGAGGCCUCCGGAUAAGUUCUGACUCUUCAUCAGAUAUCGAAUCUGACAUUGACAGGGAUCCAAACAGUGCUACAGAUUCAGAUGGUAGUCCUCUAUCCAACACUCAACCAUCAUUUCCUGUUGAGAUUCUACCCUAUCUUUACCUUGGCUGUGCCAAGGAUUCUACGAAUUUGGAUGUUUUGGAAGAGUUUGGUAUUAAGUACAUCCUGAAUGUGACACCAAACUUGCCUAACCUUUUUGAAAAUGCUGGGGAGUUUAGAUACAAGCAGAUUCCCAUUUCGGACCAUUGGAGCCAAAACCUCUCUCAAUUUUUUCCAGAAGCCAUCUCAUUUAUAGAUGAAGCCCGGGGUAAAAGCUGUGGAGUGUUGGUGCAUUGCUUGGCUGGCAUCAGCCGAUCUGUCACAGUCACAGUAGCUUAUUUGAUGCAGAAGCUUAACCUCUCCAUGAAUGAUGCCUACGAUAUUGUCAAGAUGAAGAAAUCCAACAUCUCUCCUAACUUUAACUUCAUGGGUCAGUUGCUGGAUUUUGAAAGGACAUUGGGGCUCAACAGUCCAUGUGACAAUCGAGUUCCAGCACAGCAGUUAUAUUUUACAGGUCCAGCCAACCAAAAUGUAUAUCAGGUUGAUUCUAUGCAGUCCACGUGAAACUGAACUCUUUAUCUUUUCGUGGUAAAGAUCAUUCCUCUACAGAAAUCUUUCUCUUUAAAUCUGUCAAGAGUGCAUUGACAGAUGUGAUUGGUUCAAGGAGGUCAUUGUUGGGCGUAAAGAAACAAACCAGUUUAUUAAAGUUACAGUUGCACUUGCAAUGGAAGAAAGCUGAUUAGUUCAACUCUCCAGAUCACUUGGAGAUAAGCCUUAGAUGCCUUGAAAUGAUUUGGCAAAGCUAAUAUGACACUGCCUUUGUAAUGCAGUGGUUUUUAGUUCCAAACAAGCAACAGCACAGCUGGACCCAAUACCAGAGAUUAAUCUUUGAAAGGUUUGGAAAGGAUAAGGGUGCAGAUCAUUUUGUCUUCUGUGAAGACUGGUUCUCCUGAUGUUUAAAGGAGCCAAAGAAUUACGAUUAAACUUCUGAUGCAUUUGAAGUUUUUUUUGGUCUUUACCUUUUUACAGUUGUAAAUAUCAACUUCUCCUAUGUAGCACUGUCAUUUCCCUUUUUUAUUUUUUCCCUCCUUUUAAAAUACAAAGUUAUUUUUUUUUUCUUUAAACCCACACCUCCCUGCUCAUCCUUUAAAAGCAAUUGUAGCAUAGCAGUUAUGGGGUAGGAUGGUUGUGUACUUUGCAUAAAAGUGCUGAUAACAUUUUGAUUCACAUUAAUGCAUAGCAGGAAUAUUCAACCUUAACUGUUUGUAUAGCAUGCUACUCCACUGAGUAAAUUGGGGCAUGCUGGGAGGUAUAGCUCUGCAGAAUCUGAAGCCAGAGGUUGACUAUCCCUGAUGUAUAGUUUUGUUGCCUGAGCUGCUUGUAAACCUCUCUCUCUUAGUGGUUUCAUGUUUUAACAUAUUAAUUGCUCUGAAAAUUGUUAAUGUGAAUUAUCUCUGUCCUUUUUGUUUAGGGAGUUUCACCUCAAAUGCUAAAAUGUUUGUUUUUUUUCUUUUUCCUACAAUAUAAACUGGAAGUAUGUAUGUACCAGUGUCUUGCAAAGCUUCGAUUGCACAUUGAUUGCCAAUAAGGGAGAAAUGUUACACUCCCGAAUGUCCACGGAGUAAAGUUUUAUGAUAAAAAUUUAUUAUAGACUUGUAAAUCUUUAAAUUAUUAAUAAAUUCCUAUUUUUGGUUAUUGAA
Messenger RNA from Xenopus tropicalis (tropical clawed frog), 2576 nucleotides. RefSeq names its product dual specificity phosphatase 6 (gene dusp6). Gene Ontology annotation, molecular function: hydrolase activity; protein serine/threonine phosphatase activity; phosphoprotein phosphatase activity. NCBI's taxonomy places the organism in Eukaryota, Metazoa, Chordata, Amphibia, Anura, Pipidae. Gene Ontology annotation, cellular component: cytoplasm. The record is from RefSeq and is marked provisional.